This is a messenger RNA of Cucurbita pepo subsp. pepo (vegetable marrow), 1819 nucleotides long. RefSeq names its product pentatricopeptide repeat-containing protein At5g66520. NCBI's taxonomy places the organism in Eukaryota, Viridiplantae, Streptophyta, Magnoliopsida, Cucurbitales, Cucurbitaceae. Gene Ontology annotation, biological process: RNA modification. Gene Ontology annotation, molecular function: RNA binding; protein binding. The record is from RefSeq and is a predicted model, not a curated record.
UCAAUUGCAAGAAAUCUUUCAUUCCAGAAGAUUUUGACGCUGGUGUCCUAGUCGCAUUGUGUCGAAUCUGGAAGAUAAAUGCAAGUUAACGAAACCGCCAUUUCCGCCAUUGGCAGAAGCUCCAGAGCCAGGCAACAAUUUCUCUUCUCUCUAUUGAAGUGCUGUAAAUCCGUUCGUAAUCUUACGAAAAUUCAUGCCCAGAUAGUCACCAGCGGCUUGACCCAGAAAAAUUUCAUCCUCGUCAAUCUUUUAUCGCUCUAUGUCUCUUUCGGCUCUCUUAGAACUGCCCAGAAAGUAUUCGAGGACGUUAGUUCGCCGAGUACGACUGUGUGGAACCAGAUAAUCAGAGGCCAUGCGCGGAGCAAAACGCCUCAAGAAUCAAUUGAGCUGUUUAAGCGAAUGGCGGCGGCGGAAGUUGAGGCUGAUGAGUUCACGUAUUCGUUUCUUCUGAGUGCGUGUGCGAGAUCGAGGUUAUUCAGAGAGGGGGAACAGAUUCAUGGGAGAGUUUUGGCAAAUGGGUAUCACUCCAACACGUAUGUUAGAUCGAAUUUGAUCAAUUUGUACGCAGAUGUAGCGGGGGGUUUUGAUCUCGAGAGAGCUCGUUACAUGUUUGAUGAAAUGCUUGAAAGAAAUGUCGUGGGUUGGAAUUCCUUGCUCGCAGGGUAUGUUAGACGUGGUGAUUUUGAUGGGGCUAGAAAAGUUUUCGAUGAGAUGCCUGAGAGAAAUGUCCGGACAUGGACUACCAUGGUAGCAGGGCUUGCUCAAAAUGGCCAUUGUAAGCUAGCUUUGUCAAUAUUUAAUCAAAUGAGAAGGGCUGGUGUGGAAUUGGAUCAGGUGGCAUUGGUGGCUGCUUUGACAGUUUGUGCCGAAUUGGGAGACUUAACAUUAGGAAAAUGGAUUCAUAGAUAUGUCGAAAGAACAUGGCGGAGUAGACACCGGCCACUAUUGGUGUCUCUGAGCAAUGCUCUGAUUCACAUGUAUGCAAGUUGUGGUGUCAUGGAUGAAGCAUGCAAAGUGUUUGAAGAAAUGCCCCAACAAAACACUGUGUCUUGGUCGAGCAUCAUCACCGGGUUUGCAAAGCAGGGCCGUGGAGAAGAAGCCAUUAAAGUCUUUCAAUUGAUGCUGUGCUCUGGCCAAAAUGAAGUAAGACCUGACGAGAUAACCUUCAUUGGUGUUCUCACUGCUUGUAGUCAUGCAGGCUUAAUCAGGGAUGGCGUCCGAGUUUUCGAGUCUAUGCGAGAAACUUUCAAAGUCAGCCCACAGAUUGAGCAUUAUGGAUGCUUGGUUGAUCUCCUGAGCCGUGCAGGUUUACUGAAUGAAGCGUUGGAACUGAUUGAAAGUAUGCCAAUGAAGCCGAACAAUGCUGUGUGGGGAGCACUUCUCAGCGGCUGCAGAACUCACAAGAACGAUGCAAUCGCAUCCCAUGUUGCCAAACAAUUGGCUUUUGAAAUCGAACCUGACAGCCAAGCUGCUGGAUACUUGAUGCUUCUAGCUAGUGUUUAUGCUGGAGAUAAACGUUGGCAAGACACUGCCAUCCUGAGAAAGAACAUGCUUGAUCUGGGAGUGAAGAAACCUUCAGGAAGAAGCUGGGUCGAGAUUAACGGAGUUGUAUGUGAUUUCGUGGCAGGGGAUGAGACUCAUAAGGAUGUGAGUUUAAUUCACGAGAUGCUUGAUAACAUAACAACACAAAUCCGGACGGAUAACUGUAAAUCAGAGACAAUAUCAGAGGCAUUUGUUGGCGUCUAAUGUGUUCCUGGAAAGGAAGAAAAGGUCAAAAGGUAAGACACGUGGGCGGUCCGAGGUGGACGGAACUGGCAUG